Perkinsus marinus ATCC 50983 is the source of this 540-nucleotide messenger RNA. RefSeq lists its product as hypothetical. The record is from RefSeq and is a predicted model, not a curated record. NCBI's taxonomy places the organism in Eukaryota, Perkinsozoa, Perkinsida, Perkinsidae. The transcript is spliced from 2 exons. Bases 1 to 540 code for a protein of 179 amino acids.
AUGGUCGAUGUAUUGGUUGUUAACGAGGAAGAGGCAGCGGCUCUGGACCUUUUGCUGAAUGGCACCAAUGACUCCCCUGCCGAUGUGACGAAGGAUCCCAAAGCAGCAACAGUGUUGGCUGAUAGACUGCUGAGGACUUCUGGAGCCAAGUGGUUAUGCAUCGUGAGUCUAGGUGGAGCUGGAUGUGCAUAUGCUUGUGUGGAUGGGAGUAGUGGUGCAUUACCCUGCCCUACUGCCCCGUCGGAUAAGGAUAAGUACUGCACAUCGACUGUGGGGGCUGGUGAUUGCAUGGUCGGAAGUUUGGCCGCCAUGCUGGCUGCUGGGGAGAAAAAUCCCGAGAGGCUCUGCAAGCUCUCUAUGAGUGUAGCGACACAAGCUGUUUUUGGCUGUCCUAGCAGAGCCAGAGGAGAAGCUGUUUGCACAUGCAACGCCCCAGGGAAGACCCGUAACGCGGGAAUGAUCCACGACCGAUACCCUAAGCUCGGUCAAUGUAGUGAAGAGGUUCAACAAGUCCUCCAUACGGUGGUUAACACCAAUUAG